Prosopis cineraria is the source of this 2438-nucleotide messenger RNA. Its product is annotated as SWI/SNF complex component SNF12 homolog. The coding region runs from base 410 to 2041 and encodes 543 amino acids. Gene Ontology annotation, cellular component: SWI/SNF complex; nucleus. Lineage: Eukaryota; Viridiplantae; Streptophyta; Magnoliopsida; Fabales; Fabaceae. The record is from RefSeq and is a predicted model, not a curated record. Gene Ontology annotation, biological process: regulation of transcription by RNA polymerase II. The transcript is spliced from 3 exons.
CACCGCCACCAUCGACCUCCCGGAAGGCCGACUCAGUUUCGGAGCUUCGACACACGGCCACUGCCUCGCCCUUUCUUUUGUUAGUUCUCAUACAUUGGAGCCUUCUGCUCAUUCUAUCGAAUCUGGAACCCACAAGUGUAUAGAGCAACCGAAGUAUUGGGUUUUCCUCUUCCUGGCUAGUGCCCCCAAGGGUUGGCUGGCGCAAAUAGACUAACCGUAGUGGUCGUUCUUGGAUCUUCUGGGGCCAGAUCGCCGGGACCUUUGUCCACGACUUUCUGUAAAGGUGCUUGAAUCUGUUGCGCAUGCCAUUGCUUUACCAGUUAAUAUCUAUAGGUAAAGUUACAAUCUUUUUAAGGGGUCCUGGAGCUUUUUGGCACCUGGUUGUCUUGUUGAUUAGAGUAAGAUAGCGAUGUCUGUGAACAGUAAUAACCCUCCUAAGAGCCUUGGGGCCUCCUCAUCAUCAUUUGGCAAUGCGGGAAUAGGAUCCUCUUCUAUUCCUGGAACCCCUGGGUUUUCGCAAUCGCAGGCCCAAGCUCAGCUCGCGCCUGGUUUUCAAGGCCAGUUUCAGCUGUCCCAAGCUCAUGCUAAUGCUAUUGCCCAAGCUCAGUCUAAGUCUCAAGCUCAUGCUCAAGCAGCGCAUGCUCAGCUCCAGGCUCACUUGCAAGCUCAAGGUUUGUCUCUUAAUCCGAGCCAGUCAGGUGCAUUUGGGAAUUUAGGGGUGUCACCCCCCACCUUUUCAACACCUGGAAAUUCAAGUGCAAAGCGUCUCCCUCUAAAACCCCCAAUUCGCCCAAUUGGAUUUUCCCCGACUAACACUGCCUCGCCUUUAAGACCCAUGGAACUUACACCUGCUGCUCGAAGAAAGAAGCAGAAGCUGCCUGAGAAGCAGCUUCAAGAUAAAGUGGCCGCUAUCUUGCCGGAGUCUGCUCUUUACACCCAGCUUCUUGAGUUUGAAUCUCGGGUUGAUGCUGCACUUUCUAGGAAGAAGGUUGACAUCCAAGAAGCCCUCAAAACCCCACCCUGUAUUCAGAAAACUCUUCGCAUCUAUGUAUUUAACACUUUUGCUAAUCAAGCAGGUCCAAUUCCCAAGAAGCCAAAUGCUGAGCCUCCUACGUGGACUCUUAAGAUUGUAGGGAGAAUACUGGAGGAUGGUGUAGAUCCUGAUCAGCCAGGAGUAGUUCAGAGGUCUAACCCCAAUUAUCCCAAAUUCUCAUCUUUCUUUAAAAGAGUAACCAUUUCUUUGGAUCAGAGGCUCUAUCCUGAUAGUCACAUAAUUAUGUGGGAGAAUGCUAGGUCUCCUGCUCCUCAUGAGGGUUUUGAAGUGAAGAGAAAAGGGAACAAGGAAUUUACGGUGAAUAUACGGUUGGAAAUGAAUUAUGUACCUGAAAAAUUUAAGCUUUCUCCAGCAUUGGUAGAAGUUCUUGGUAUUGAGGUUGAUACCCGCCCGAGAAUUGUUGCUGCAAUCUGGCAUUAUGUGAAGGCCAGGAAAUUACAGAACCCAAAUGACCCUUCUUUCUUUUUCUGUGACCCAGCUCUUCAGAAAGUAUUUGGGGAAGAAAAGAUGAAGUUUACCAUGGUUUCACAGAGGAUAUCACAGCAUUUAUUCUCUCCACAGCCUAUACUUUUAGAGCACAGGAUCAAGCUCUCUGGAAAUUGUCCUGCGGGAAGUGCUUGUUAUGAUGUGAUGGUUGAUGUUCCUUUCCCCAUUCAAAGGGAGUUGUCUGCAUUAUUGGCCAAUGUGGAGAAGAACAAAGAGAUUGAAGCCUGUGAUGAAUCAAUAUGUGCAAUCAUAAGAAAAAUCCAUGAGCACCGUAAGAGACGGGCAUUCUUUUUGGGGUUUAGCCAAUCUCCUGUGGAAUUCAUAAAUGCCUUGAUUGAAUCUCAAAGCAGGGAUCUAAAACUUGUGGCCGGGGAACCCAGUCGCAAUGCAGAAAAAGAGCGUCGUUCAGAUUUCUUCAACCAACCAUGGGUUGAAGAUGCUGUUAUUCGCUAUUUGAAUCGCAAACCAGCUGCAGGAAGUGAAGCUCCUGGUAGCACAUGACUCCAGGUGUAGUAAGUGGUCCAUGAGCCUCGUUGUCUGUAUCAAUUCUCCCUUUUGUGGGGUAGCCUGUGUACCUUUCUGUAUCCAUGUUUACGAAGAAUGCUGCUCCACUAUAAUGCAAAACAUGUUUUGUAAUUGAUUUAAGCACUUGUAUAGUCGACAGACUUGUGCUGAUAAUUGUUUAGUAGGCGACAAGUAGUACAACAGUCUCACAUGUCUCUCCUUUGUGGCUCACGAUGGUGUUCAUUUGUGGCUAAGUUCACGCUGGAUUCAACGACAAUUUAUAAGGGGCCGGAUGAUGGAUGGGUGUACAGUGUCUUGAAUUUUGUAAUUCACUGCUUUGUUUAGCGGAGGGAAAAAAUACACUGCACGCGAUGAUGUGACGAAAUUUAUUUUU